Andrographis paniculata is the source of this 571-nucleotide messenger RNA. Its product is annotated as signal peptidase complex-like protein DTM1. Lineage: Eukaryota; Viridiplantae; Streptophyta; Magnoliopsida; Lamiales; Acanthaceae. The record is from RefSeq and is a predicted model, not a curated record. Bases 1 to 303 code for a protein of 100 amino acids. The transcript is spliced from 2 exons. Gene Ontology annotation, biological process: anther wall tapetum development. Gene Ontology annotation, cellular component: signal peptidase complex; endoplasmic reticulum membrane.
AUGGGGAACGACGCCGUUUUGAAGACCUGCCUCGUCGGAUUAGCGGCGGCGACCUUCUUAACAGCACUCUGCACUCACUCCUUGAGGAAAGCCGCCGCCACUUACUGGAUCGGAAUGCUCGCUAUCUGCGGCCUCCUUUUGCCUGACUGGACGUUCUUCGACCGUCCUGUUUCUCACUGGCGCACUGUCGUCGCCGAUCCUCCGCCUCCGAGGAGGUUGAGAUUAUACCCAGUCCGAGUGUUGAUAUAUGCCGCUGUGUACGGAUUUGGCUUGCACAAGUGGUGGAGCUUCGUUUCCAGCUAAGUAUAAAUCAAUCAAUGUUGUUCGAGCUGCUCCUAGCUUCUUCAAGCCUGAAGCAACCUAGCUACGCAAUACCUGCAGAUACUUACGCAUAUAUACAUAUUUAGAGAGAGAGAGGUGUUUGUGUUUGUGUGUCUCUUGUAACAGAAAAGAGUUUCCAUAGUCAUCAUCUCUACUUCGUUCCAAAAUUGUGUUCAUCUCUGUAUAUGUAACAUAAAAUAAAUAACAGUGUAGAUCUCAAAUUUCGCAUUGGGAUUUAUGAUGUAAGACA